AAUAAACGCCAAUAUCUGAAUCUAAAGUACAAGCUCUACAGAAGUAAAGGACAAUAAUCUCAUUAAGCCUGGCAUCUGUGGAUUUGUAACUAUUUUUUUUCCCCAAUUUACAAAGCAGAAAUAAAAAGAAAGGAUAGACAAUUCAGCAUUGCACUGUUAUAAACUGUUAGUGGAUUAAUUAUGUUAUCCUGGCACAGCCGAAAGUCUUAUUGUCUCACCCACUGCAUCAGUGACAUGAUGAGGUAACGGAUUUCAAGUGACUGCAACAAGAGGACCAGUUCAACACUUGCUUUGCCAAACAACAUUUCACACUUUCCCGGAGAUCUAAGCAAAGGUGGACUUUGGAUUUUUUUUUUUUUUUUCUCUCUUGGCAAAUUCACAAUUGCAGUUGUGGGUAGUGUGCGUUGGCUGUAUGAAUGAAUGGUGCUAAUUCCUUCACCAACGUUCUCCCUGAUGCUGCUGUAAAGACACCCUUGUGUAGUGUGGAUGGUCAUGGAUCAAUUUGCUUUAAAAGAGGACUGAGGCUUUCUCAGUAGUGACUGAGAUGAUACCAGGUUUGCGCUUCAUUCCUCUCAAGCUCACAGAAGAAUGAGAUGACUACACACCAUGAGGACGCGUUUAAAGUACUCAGCAUCCCCGCAAUAACCUCUGCUGAUUGCUAAAAUAUUGUGUAUGCAGAGCAGGUUUCCACACAGCCUCCGUUAUUUUUUAUAAAUAUAUAUACAUUUCUCUUAUUACGUUAAUUCUGGCAUCAAAGCUCAGUCUACAUAUUCAAGUACUGAUUAACUUUAAAAGGAAGGAUCUGAGCUAUCAUCUCCUGGCAUAGUGAGUGUAUAUAUGAUUUUGGUUCAUUUGUUGUAUAGGUUUUCUUUUUUUAUUUUCAUAUCACACACAAGUCACCUCUUGUUCUUAUACCCCAUCCACUACAGGAAAGGACUAUGUGGUUGUGGGUAAGCAAGGAGAUGGAAUUAUUGCACCUUUUGCUAUUGCUUGCUGUGUCCUGGACUCGAACUCGAGCCCUGAUUAAUUUGAAAUAUACAGUGGACGAGGAGCAGAGAGCUGGGACUGUGAUUGCCAAUAUUGCCAAGGAUGCUAAAGACGCUGGUUUUGUGUUGGACCCCAGGCAACCUGCUUUCAGAGUGGUCUCCAACUCAGCUCCACACCUAGUGGACAUCAAUUCAUCAGGCUUGUUGGUUACUAAGCAGAAGAUAGAUCGGGACAUGCUAUGUAGACAGAGCUCAAAAUGUGUGAUCUCAUUGGAGGUCAUGUCCAACUCUAUGGAGAUUUGUGUCAUUAAAGUGGAGAUUAAAGACCUCAAUGACAAUGCUCCCAGUUUUCCGACAGACCAAAUCGACUUGGAAAUCUCAGAAACAGCCAGUCCUGGCACUAGGAUCCCCCUGGAGAGUGCAUAUGAUCCUGACUCUGGUAAUUAUGGGGUUCAGACUUAUGAAAUUACCCCAAAUGACCUGUUUGGUUUAGAAAUCAAGACUAGGGGAGAUGGGUCCAGGUUUGCAGAACUAGUAGUAGAGAAAUCUCUGGAUAGGGAAACACAGUCUCACUACAGCUAUAUUAUAACAGCCCUGGAUGGCGGUGACCCAUCAAAUUUUGGUACAGUGGAGCUAAACAUUAAAGUGAUAGAUUCCAAUGACAACAAUCCCGUAUUUGAAGAGGCUGCUUACACUGUCAAUGUUCCCGAAAACUCCCCUCUUAACACCCUGGUUAUUAACCUCAAUGCUACAGAUCCAGAUGAAGGCACAAAUGGUGAGAUAGUCUACUCUUUUAACAGCUAUGUGUCUGACAAAACUAGGGAACUCUUUAAGAUUGACCCAAAAUCUGGAGUGAUAACAGUCAGUGGAUCCAUAGAUUAUGAGGAAGGACAUGUUUAUGAAAUUGAUGUUCAAGCCAAGGAUUUGGGACCUAAUUCAAUCCCUGCUCAUUGCAAAGUGACUGUAAAUGUGUUGGAUGUCAAUGACAAUGUGCCUGUGAUCAACUUGCUCUCAGUCAACAGCGAGCUUGUGGAAGUCAGUGAGAGUGCUCCUCCUGGGUAUGUCAUAGCGCUAGUCAGGGUCUCUGAUAGGGACUCUGGCAUCAAUGGCAGGGUUUUGUGCAAGUUAUUGGGCAAUGUUCCAUUUAGACUCCAGGAAUAUGAGAGCUUCUCAACCAUCUUAGUAGAUGGGAGGUUAGACAGAGAACAGAGGGAUCAGUAUAACCUAACCAUUCAGGCAAAGGACAGUGGUAACCCUUCCUUACAAUCCACUAAAUCAUUCACUGUAAAAAUCACAGAUGAGAAUGAUAACCAUCCUCACUUCACUAAAACGUUUUACGAAGUACCAGUGCAAGAGAACAACACUCCUGGGGCCUUCCUGUUGACUGUUAAGGCCAGAGACCCAGAUUUAGGAAUAAAUGGGACCGUGUCUUACCAGCUGGUGUCAUCUCAAGUUAGGGACAUGCCAGUCUUCACUUAUGUUUCAAUCAACCCAACAACAGGGGCCAUCUAUGCACUGAGGUCCUUUAACCACGAGCAGACAAAAACGUUUGAAUUUAAAAUCUUAGCCAAAGAUGGGGGUAACCCAUCUCUCCAAAGCAAUGUCACUGUCAAAAUAAAAGUGCAGGAUGAAAAUGACAAUACUCCUGUAAUAAUUGCCCCAAAUCUAGUCAAUGGAACUUCUGAAGUGAACAUCCCCAGGAAUGCUGGGGUUGGCUACUUAGUCACAAUUGUCAAAGCGGAGGACUAUGAUGAGGAGGAAAAUGGAACAUUGUCCUAUGAGAUCUCAGAAGGGGACCGAGGAUUUUUUGAAAUUGACCAAGUCAACGGUGAGGUUAGGACCACCAGGACAUUUGGUGAGAACUCAAAGAAAACGUAUGAGCUCGUUGUAGUGGCACGAGAUCAUGGCAAAACUCCCCUGUCUUCUUCUGCCCUGAUUUUAAUAUACCUGUCCCCUGCUAUGGAUGCUCAAGAGUCCAUAGGAUCUGUAAAUCUGUCCCUUAUUUUUAUCAUUGCCUUGGGAUCUAUUGCAGCGAUACUGUUUGUCACUAUGAUAUUUGUGGCUGUGAAAUGUAAAAGGGACAAUAAAGAAAUAAGAACCUACAAUUGCAGAAUAGCUGAAUACUCCUAUGGACACCAAAAGAAGUCCAACAAGAAGAAAAAAAUCAGCAAGAAUGAUAUUCGUCUGGUUCCCCGGGAUGUGGAAGAAACCGAUAAAAUGAAUGUGGUGAGCUGCUCCUCCCUUACUUCAUCCCUAAACUACUUUGACUACCAUCAGCAGACGCUUCCCCUUGGUUGCAGACGCUCAGACAGCACUUUUCUAAAUGUGGACAACCAGAACACAAGAAACGCAGGGUCCAACCAUGUCUAUCAUCACACGUUCACGAACCAGAGCCCUCCUCAGCCUGAUCUUAUCAUUAAUGGGAUGCCACUGCCAGAGACUGAAAAUUACUCAUUUGACACAAACUAUGUGAAUAGCAGAGCACAUCUGAUCAAAAGCAGUUCAACCUUCAAGGACUUAGAGGGGAACAGUCUCAAGGACAGCGGGCAUGAGGAGAGUGACCAAACGGACAGCGAACAUGAUGUCCAGCGGGGUUUAUACUGUGACACCGCUGUCAAUGACGUGCUGAACACUAGUGCAAACUCAAUGGGGACUCAGCUACCAGACCAAGAUCAGAACGAAGGAUUUCAUUGCAGGGAAGAAUGUCGGAUUCUAGGUCAUUCUGACAGAUGUUGGAUGCCCAGAGUCCCUAUUCCAAAUCGUGCAAAGUCCCCAGAGCAUGGAAGAAAUGUGAUUGCACUUUCAAUAGAAGCCUCUAAUGUGGAGACACUACCAUUUGAAGACUGCAAUACAAAAAGAACUUUUGCAACAUUUGGCAAAGAUGGAAAUGAGCAUGCUACUGAUGACAGGGCCACUUUAAAAGGGAAAAGGACAGUGGACUUGCCAAUCUGCAGUCCUAAGGUAAACGGUGCCAUUCGUGAAGCCGGCAAUGGCUGCGAAACCAUAAGUCCUAUCACCUCUCCUCUACAUCUAAAGAACCCUCUGCCAACCAAACCCCCGGCACCCUACAACACAAAGCAGUGCCCAGGGAAACGUGAUGUGGAGCCAUUUGUAAAUAAUGGUCCCUCUCGGCCUUUAGAAGCAGAGCCCAGGGGGGCGGACAGUGAGAACGUAAUGCAUGAAAUCAACCCAUUACUGCAGGAAUGUCGAGAAAAGGACACUUUGGGAGUGAAGAGACUAAAAGACAUUGUCCUCUAAGGAUCAAACCUACUGAAGGAAGAAUGACUCAAAAAGAAAACCAGUACAGUUUGUUUUUAAUUGCUUACCAAUGGUUCACAAAUUGCUGUAUUUAAAGCUUUCCCUAAAUGUAUUGUUUAUAAAUAAAGCUAUUGUUAUGUGACAAUCCCAAACGUUUCAACAUUUAGCAGGGGUGUUCAGUGCAAGUAAAGCCUUCCCGUAAAUGCCAUUUUCAUCCUUUUUUUUUUUUUUUUUUUUCUUUUUCUUGCUCUGGUCAUGGAUACUGUUAUAAACAUAACUGUACAAAGUAUUAUGUAUGUAUUAAGUAUUUUGAAUUUAUAUAUUUUUAUAAACAUAUAUAUAUAUAUAUAUAUAAUUAUAAUAUAAAUUAGCAUUAUUUGUACAGAAUAAAAAAAAUAAAAAAAUAUUCAGAUACCACAAUCAAAUUUCCUUGCUAUAGAUUUAUACCAUAGUUAAAAAUAAAAAAAUAAAACAUAAUAUUUCACCCAUUACUUGUGUGGUAUUCAAAAUUUUGAUGAGGUGAGUUAUGGCUUAUGAAUGAAUCCUAGUAAUUUAUUUUAUAUUAAGUUGCUUUUUGCUGUGGACACCCCUGCAUUAAAGGUCCUUUUGCUGUUACAUGCGAUCUGUACUAUUAAUGUAUUUGAUAUUUAAAAUUUGUCCCGUGAUGGCAAAAGGCAAAAAUAGAACCUAAAAAAAAAAAAUUAAACAAUCAGUAAUUAUUUUUUAUACCUGUGUCUAACUAACGCAGUUUUCCUGCAUUUUCUUUUGUGGGGGGGAGGAGUAACCAAGGGCACUUUUUGUCCUUUGGAGUUGCAAUUAAAUCUACUGGUUUUAACCAGUGCAUUCAUGGGAUGUCAUUUGUUAUUUAACCAUUCAGUUCCGUGAGGUUUUUGUGAACAGUUUUUGGACACUCAUAAAUCUCAUAAUCUGACUUAAAGCAAUGCUUUGCUAGGAAGGUAUUGCUCUUUAUCAAUGUACAACUCAAGGUCCUAACACCCAUGUUAGAGAAUUUUUCUACUUUCACAUAUUCAUUGUCUCAAUCAAUCUCGUCUUUAUGUUUUCUCCAUGGUGGAAAUGUCACCAAGUUGAUUAAAUUUAUAUUGCGUAUGUAGUAUCUUUUCAUCUUCUGGAUUCUUCCCAGUGCUGAAAAUAUUUCUAAAAAUGUUCAGAUAUAAAAUUAUGUUUUUUGAAAAACUGUAAAUUAUAGAAAGAGUUUACAUAAUAUUCUGUUUGUAAAAUAGUCUAAAAAAAAAAAGAUAUGUGACAGACAAAUGUUACAAAAAUUCACUUAAUGGACGGUGAAAAAAUAAGGUCAAAGAAUUAAAAGGUUUUUAAUUUCAAAA
Molecule: messenger RNA, 5587 nt
Organism: Bombina bombina (fire-bellied toad)
Lineage: Eukaryota; Metazoa; Chordata; Amphibia; Anura; Bombinatoridae
Gene: PCDH19
Product: protocadherin 19
Exons: 5
Coding region: 939-4244 (1101 amino acids)
Biological process (GO): homophilic cell-cell adhesion
Cellular component (GO): plasma membrane
Molecular function (GO): calcium ion binding
Source: RefSeq, a predicted model, not a curated record